UCAAUAAUCGUCGUACGUGUUGUCCAGUUGAUCGGAAGAAAGAGCAAAGUUGAAAAUUAGCGUGUUUACAGCGUCGAAUGCAAGGGAUACGCGUGUGUAAAUUAAAGGAGGAAGGUCCGAGGGUUGGUCGAAGGGGGAGAGAAAAAGAGAAACGACGGUUCGAGUGGAAGGGGAACACGAGGCGGUCGGGCUCGAUGCACUCGUCCGUCUAUUUAGUCGUUGGUCGUGCGCGCGCCAUGCUGGAUAGUAGGCAGCGAUCGUUUACACUGCGUUGUUACUGCGGCCACCAAACGUGUUCCUCGUCUCCUCAUCGACGCGUUAAUUAAACACUCUUGUGCGCUCGCCGCGAUCGUUGACAACGCGGCGUGGGGGGGUUUGGGGGGGGAUUCUUCGGUUAAAACUCGGGUGAAGAAAAUCGGGCGAAAAAAACGUUCGUGUCCAUUUCUAAGCGCGCACGAGAAACUACUACUUACGCGUAUAAGUGUGCGUGGAAGUAUAUAUAUAUAGUCGAACGACGACGAGUGAGGAUCUUCGGUGUUGUUGUUCGUUAUAUGGAAUAAUCAUCUUUCUCUCUCGAUUCGUUGUUGGAAAGAGUGAGUCGAGUGGUACAAGUUGUCAAGGGAGAAAGAAAGGAAGAGAGGAAGAAAGAGAGGCCGUGUGUUGUGAAACGAACGAAUUCUCGAAAAUAGUUCUACGAAGAAGGGGAGGGGGGGGGAACGCAACGGGGAGUUAAUAAAGUUAAUUUCGAUGUCGUGCCACUCGAAUCGAGGCUUUCUAGAACGGGUUAAACGGGAAGAGGUCGACGAGAACCGUGGACGAGAGAAUUGGCCGACGAUAUUCGUCGGUCCGCUCGUUAACCGCUCGUCGAAGGCAAAAGCCGGUUGAUAACGUUAUCUGUUUGCAAUAAUUACAGUCUGUAUCACGGCCGGCCAUUGUCGUCGAACGAGUGGAGGCCUGCCGUCAAAGAAAGCUAGUGACCGCUAGUGUCAACAGGUGAUACGUGAUCACGAUCGCAAAGAGAAGAGGACGAAAGGAGGAACGGAGAAGCGAUUUAUCGAUCGGAAUCUGACGUCUGAACGAAAGCAAGAUAGAAAAAGUUGUAUACACUCGGUUCGGUAUAUAGAAGCGGGAUCAAAAGGAUCAAUCGAAACGAGACAGCGUGUUCUGGCCAUUGGAACGUUUGGUCAUGCGAUAAGGUCAGGCCUCGCGUGUACCACGAGACAAGAUAGAGUGAUAAAAUUUAAACGUAAAGAGAGUGGAAAGGAGCCUCGUCUGGCGCCUUGUUCCUCGCUAAAGUGACGCGUCGCCUUGGCCAAUAAAACGACAGACGGUCUAAACUGAACGGAAUCGGCAGCUGCUCUCCCGGUGUGCGCCUCUCUCGUUCGUUGGCCCCGUCGUUUUAAUUUCAGCCGGAGUCAGCCUCUAAGACCCGAGUAGUGGUCAACUUGUCGAGUUGAAAAAGUGUUUCACGGAGAUAAAGAGAGAGCGGGGGGGUCUUUUAAUUCGUAAUUCUCGUUGUAAAAGAGAUGCUCGUUCUAUUUCUCCUCCUCUCUUUGGAUACGUAUCGAUACCGGUGAAACGCGAGGAUCUAUCCUUGGACGAUGAUUCGUAGGAACUGAUCGACGCGAGGAGGAGAAGAAACAGAGGAUUGGUCAAGAUGAUGAUGGCACCGCAGAUCGUGGGUGUCCUGCUGAAGAAACCGGGACAGCAGAGCCACCCACGCUUUCCACCGUUGGACCCACAAGAGACGAAAAUAAGAGAAUGUUUGACGACGAAGGGGGAAAGAAAGAGAGGGAGGAAAAAGUAAAUAUAUAUUUGAAGAGUGGAGUAGGUGUUUCUGAUGCGAUGAUGCAUCAUCGGUCGGAUAAAUAAUUCAUGGCGGUAAAAAAAAAAAAAAAGAAAAAAGAAAGAAAGAAAGAAAGAAAAAAAAGGAAGGUUUCAGCCUGGGGCCCCGCUCGACCAGGAUGAUCGUUCCGGGACUGACAGGAGGCAGAUGAGCGUGAAGGAACGAGGCGAGCUAUACGUGGAGGACCUAGGCGAGAGGCGGAUCGUUUCCAUCAGAAUGGGAUGGCUUUGGGUCGAGGGUACCCCGAUGAGGCUUCCAUUGAGGGCGUUGAACCUACGCCAAGCAGCACCCACUGUGUGUCAACCGCACGCACUGGCUCUUGGGUUCACGUUGAGCAACUCGCAGGAUCAGAUGCUCGCUACUUUUUGGGCAGAUUCGGAGGCCAUCUAUUGGUCGUGGGUGAGAGCGAUCGCGGCAGAGUUGGUGAGGCAAACGCCGUUUCGCGCUCAGAGGUGUUUGAACUUUCUCGAGAUCCUGACCAUUUGUCCAAGGGGGCCCGUCCCUCUUCCGGACAGCCCCACCGAAUCGAGGAGACGUUCGAGGAGCGAGUUACGCUGUUGGCCGAGCGACUCCCCCACGGAGAAAAGUUCGAGGAGCGCGACAACGAUCCUGGAGGAGUCGAGGAGAAGAGCGAGAAGCGAGUUGAGGGGUUGGUCCAGCAGCAAUUCGAGCGACGAGGACCUCCUCGGCGACUUUCGAAGCAUACCAGCGAUAAUAAGCAAGGAGCAGCCGAUGAGCCGAACGUGGGGUUGCAGCGAGAGCAGCGAGGGAAGCGACGACAGCCUUCCUUGGAGCGGGGUGUGCCGUUCGAGCGUGGACCCGGCCGUCUCCCUUCCCGAGCCCGAGACCAGAGAGCAGAGGAUUCAAAGGUACAAAGAGGCGAGGAGGCGAGAGAACGAGGCCAGAAGCAGAAGGGUCCUCGAGGAGGACGCGAGGAGGCGGAAAGCACGAGCCGAGGAGAACAACAACGACAUCCUGAAGACGUACGGGUGUUCGAGCAGAUCGAGCAGGAAUAGGUUCUACGACUCUACGAACGACAACGACAAUUACUGUUUCACGAGGAAGGAGAACGAGGAGCACGCCAGAUUGAAAAACGAGAGGAAUAUAGGCAGGUUACCACCCGUGAAACCGAACGAGUCACCGUUGGUCAGAUUCGAGGAGGAUCGUCGGAACGAGGAUGACAAAAGGAACAACAACACCGCCAGGAAUGGGGGCACCAGUCCUGGGAUACUGAGGGCGGACACGAGCGAGAGGAGAAGCCGCGCCAGGGAGAGGAGAAGCGCGAGGGAGAAGAGCCAGUUGUCCCAAACGACGCAGCAAUUUACCAACACCACGGUGUUGGAAACGCUCCAGGAGCGCAAGGAACGACUGGCCCAAUUGUCCUCCAGAAUCCCGGUGCCCCGCCAACUGUUACACGUCUCGAAAUCGAUGGAGAAUUGGAGCUCGAGCUCGGGCGUGGCCAGAACGCCGUCCACCUCGCUCUCGAUCCUCGCCGAGCCACCUUGCGAGGAGGACGUGGCCAGACUUUUGGAACGGUGUCAAAGGGUGGACCAUUACGUGCCUGUGCGGGAGAAACUGACGUUGUUCGAGUCGUUGUCGAGGCUGGGCGGCCGGUUGGCCAGGAGCACCGAGGAUCUCGGUCGAACGUCUUCGAAGCCGAGCCCCAGGGGGAAGCAACGCGCCAGAUCUCUUCACGAUCUGAACAGGGGAGCGAGGGCCGUCCCCGUAAGAGAGAUGUGCCGAUUCUUCGAAGGGGACGUGGAGCAGGAUACGAGUCAGAAAUCUUCCCUGGCGAAAACGAGGUUUAGCGAUCCCGUGACACCGACCAGGACCGCGUGGAAGGAUCCAGCGGCGAGUUCGAAGGGCAGCAACGAGCCCGCGCCUUGCAUCAGGUCGUCGACCAGAAAGAAACAUUAUUUGAAAUAAUCGUCGCCUCCCUUUCGCGAAUCGACACUCCUCUUCGGAGCCUUCUCGAUCCGGGCUCUCUCUGCGAAUCCUCUAUAAUAAUACAAUAAGUAGCGAAAGCGGGUCUUUCCCAAAAAUCGGCGCGCUCCGAUCGAUGAAAGAAAAAACGCGUCGGAAUUGCUUCCUCGCGAUUUCUGAAGAUUCUUUUUUUCGAUGUAAUAGCAAAGAACAGAAGUCGUUUUAGAAAGGAUCGAUAUCGAUUUAGACGCGAAUUCCGCUCGUCGCACGAUGGAUCCGUCACACUCGCGUCGAGAGAAAGUCGCUGCCUGGAGCGGUAUUUUUUUUUUUUUUUUGCUCUCCGGGAUUGUGCUCGAUUCGAGGCCUCGAAUCGAGGGAGUGUGCAUCCCUCGUGACGCGAUGCGCGCGCGAACGAAGGACGACGAACAGGAAGAGAUUCGACGUUUUUUUAUAUCAAUCCGUUUCGUCGAUUUUUCCUUAUUUAUUUGUAUUUUCGUUUCGUUUUUUUUUUUUUUUUUUUUUUUCGUACGAGAUUCCUCGUCGAGUCCACGAGAGCGUGUUCGAACGAACGUGAUUCGACGUCACGAAAUAAAGAGUGCGUCGAAUCGAGAGACGAAGAGAAAGAGAGAGAAAGAGAAAAGAGAGGGAAUAGGAGAAACCGGUAAUUUCCAUUCACCGAACGACUGUCACACACCGAACACCUGUCGAAUGCAACCCGAAGGCGAUCUUCGAUUUCUCGAUUAUAUACCCCGACCGACUCGUGGAAUCGUCAAUAACCGAGGGAACGAGGAAAAAAAAGAAAAAAAAAAAAAAAGAAAAAAAAAAGAAAAAAAAAGGAAAAAAGAAAGAAAAAAAUAGAGAGACCGAACAAUUCACGUGAAUCGAUUCCGAGGAGCUAGACACGCAUCGAAUGAAAUAAAACGUUAAGUCGUAAGCGUUAUUCUGCUAUAAAAGUUGCAAUCGUAUUAUCUGUUAUAUAAAUAGUUGUUAACGAAGACGUUAGAAGUUUUCUAAAUGCCUGGAGGCAAUUAGAGAUUCGUUUUGUACAUAAAUUAUUAUCCUUCUUUUUUUUUUUUCUUCUUUUUUUUUUUUUUUUUUCACGCGUACCUGAAUCCGAGAAACAAGACGGGGAAAAAAAAAGUGGCGUUUAAUAAUUCGCUCGCGUUGUAAAUAAUUUAUCUCGUAGUUAAAAAUGGCCGGGAGAACGGUAGCCGAAGCCUAUCGGUCGGAUCUCGAACAUCCGUUUCAACGAGCGGCGCAUCAACUGCUAAUGUCGACUUCCGUUUUGCUCUUCCAGUCGGGACGAACAUCUCCAUCCCUGUUUCUCCCCUGCUCUCUUUCUCUCUCGUCCUUCUUUUUCUCUUCGAGUUCAAUUAGAUCAUGCGAACCCUGAACAAUCGUGGCUCCUUUUUUUUUUUUUUUUUUUCUUUAUCCGUACCGAUAAUCGCGUUAAAGGCCAGACGGAAAAAAAAAAAAAAAGAUAAGAAGAAGGAUGACUUUUAACGACACGAUGACGAUGCGAAUAUUUUUCGAAGAGCGGAAGAGGCGGCUGCUCCUAUCACGAUCUAUCGAUUAUUAUUAUUUUUAUUAUUAUUAUUAUUAUUAUUAUUAUUAUUAUUAUUAUUAUUAUUAUUAUUAUUAUUAUUAUUAUUAUUCGGCGAGUCGAAUCAUUUAUUAUUACGAGGGGAUUAAUUAGGAACGCUGAAUAACCAAGUGCCAAAUGAAAUGAAAAAGGUAAAAAAAAGAAAAAAGAAAAAAGAAAAAAAAACAGGUAUAUCACGUUACUUUUCUCGAGAAACGCGUGAAAAUGCAUAGAAUACACACGUGGUUGAAAUUUGUAAAUACUUCGUUCGUACGUAUAGGAUUAAGAGAGAUUGAUUAUAAUUUUUCUGUUCCGUGUUUCGUGUCUUUCGGUUAUUUGAGAUCGCGGGAAAGUUACGUAAGAGUUACCUUUCCCGCGAUCUACGAAACGAUUAUUUAUUUACAUAUGUGUAUAAGAAAAGAUAAAAAAAUAUAUAUGAUUAUUAAGAUUA
This is a messenger RNA of Apis laboriosa (Himalayan honeybee), 5802 nucleotides long. RefSeq lists its product as uncharacterized. The transcript is spliced from 4 exons. NCBI's taxonomy places the organism in Eukaryota, Metazoa, Arthropoda, Insecta, Hymenoptera, Apidae. The record is from RefSeq and is a predicted model, not a curated record. The coding region runs from base 1994 to 3772 and encodes 592 amino acids.